Penicillium cosmopolitanum is the source of this 744-nucleotide messenger RNA. RefSeq lists its product as uncharacterized. NCBI's taxonomy places the organism in Eukaryota, Fungi, Ascomycota, Eurotiomycetes, Eurotiales, Aspergillaceae. The transcript is spliced from 2 exons. The coding region runs from base 1 to 744 and encodes 247 amino acids. The record is from RefSeq and is a predicted model, not a curated record.
AUGGAGAGAUCAGUUAGCCCAGAAUCCAAUCCGGAUGCCCCCUUCAACGUGAGCAAUACUUUAGCUCCCCCACGAGUCAACAAGGCCGCCGGUACUACGAAUGUCACCUUCGACGGACUCCUGAGCGAUCCGCUGCUCUUGAAGGAAGAUCUCAAAAAUGGCUGCGGUGGUCAGCUUUGGCCAGCCGGAAUGACUCUGGCUAGAUAUCUUCUUGCUCAACACGCCUCGGACAUGUCUGGGAAAACCAUGUCGGUUAGCCCCGUGGAAAUCGGAGCCGGAGGAGGCCUCGUCGGUCUCGGCGUCGCACGCGGAUGUGAAUUCGCAUCACCGAUCCACAUCACUGAUCAACUACCCAUGUUCGACCUAAUGCAAGACAACAUCCAAUUGAACCAACUCGGCACAAAAGUCAAAGCCUCAAUAUUAGACUGGGGAGAGCCGCUCCCGGCUCACAUCCCCGCAAAUCCGGACAUCAUCAUUGCUGCCGACUGCGUCUACUUCGAGCCCGCUUUCCCUCUUCUCCUCUCCACCCUGCAAGAUCUCAUCGGCCCCAACACAGUGUGCUACUUCUGCUACAAGCGCCGCCGAAGAGCGGAUCUACGAUUCAUGAAAAUGGCCAAGAAGGCCUUCGAUAUGCAAGAGAUUCGUGACGACCCUAAUGCGACUACCUAUAACCGCGAAAAUAUCUUUCUCUACUCCAUUCGACGCAAGACACCCAAAAGCAACAAUGAACUUGCAACGAAAUAG